Molecule: messenger RNA, 611 nt
Organism: Gamsiella multidivaricata
Lineage: Eukaryota; Fungi; Mortierellomycota; Mortierellomycetes; Mortierellales; Mortierellaceae
Exons: 1
Coding region: 55-489 (144 amino acids)
Source: RefSeq, a predicted model, not a curated record
AGCAAGAAAUGUCUGUGUGCCCUUGUGUCUGUGUCUGUGUCUGUGUCUGUGCCAAUGCCCAAGAACCACAGGCGAACAUUCCAGCCCUGCCCUCUUCCGCUGAUUCGGCGGUUGGCUGUUGCCUUUGUCCUUCUGAUUGGUAGAAGCGGCCUGACACAGGGACAGAGCGGUCUCCAGCGCAGUGUUCGCCCAUGCUGCCCAUUUCUUCCUUUUCGAGAACUGCCGCGCUCCAGACCACGCAUUUCAUUUCAGUCCUCCCAGCCGAGGGCCUCCCCAGCCCCGCCUCUUUUGCUCCCGUCUCAUUCGAUCUCCACCUGUGUGCUGCGAUACCAGCGCCGAUCCCCAGGAAUAAAAAUUCAAUUGGAAGUCCCCACUCAGUCACUCCCAACACAACACAAAACAAAGGAAAUCGGCUCACAACACCAGGACCGUUACACUUGUACGGCUGGCAGAAUGGUUCAUGCGCGGAUCGCAAACUCAAUACCUUAAUGGAAAAAAGUUUCCUGUUCACUUUUCUCCCUCAAAGCACAAAACACAAUAGCCAAAUCGUUACAGCUGCAGGUGCGAUUCACUCGAGUAGGACAAGAAUGGGCAUGGGGUGUCCAUGGACC